UGCUUCUGACAUCAUUUCCUGAACACUAUAUUCACUGAGCUCUGUAGCCAGAUCGUCUUCUCAGCAUAUGAUGCAAGGAGCUCUUUAAAAUGGAUUUCAUCUCUCCUUUUAUUCUGCAGUGUUUGCUGGUGAUAACAACCGUUACUGCUGACAGUACGAUUGGUGUGUUCAGCGGCAGCUCAGCAAAGUUUCCUGUAGAAGUUGAAAGCUUUCGGAAUGUCCAAAAAAUGAUCUGGAAUAAUAAUAACUGUUCCACGACUAUGAAAAAUGAUAUUUUGUUGGCCAAGUGUCACUCUUCUUCUGAGAGAAGGCUGGAACUGGAUAAUGGCUCUCUAGUGCUGAGGAGUGUGGAGAAAGAGGAUGAAGGAAAGUAUCAGUUUUUUUUCAACGAUACCGAAGUACUAUAUACACUAAAAGUAUUUGAGCCAAUCAUUGAUGCCCGGUGCUUCCCCAAUGGAACUGCAGACUUGACUUGCGACAUGGACAGCAAUGAGAGCAUGACAUUUGAGUGGCUGCUGAACAAUUCUCGGCUGAAUGCCCAUGAGGCUUGUAUUAAGGAUGGUGGGAAGAAGGUUCGCCUGGAGAAAUCUGUGCCUGGGGAAUUUGUAUGUAAGGUUAAACACGAUCAUGGCUCCCUGAGGACCAGGCCCAUUGUGCUCUCCUGCAGCUAUGGAGACCUUCUGCAGUACCCGUGGUUCAUCUACAUCUUGGCAGGAUGUGCAGGGGCUGCGGCCAUCCUGGUGGCUGUUGUGUCCUCACUCAUCUGUUGCUGCAUGAGGAGGAAGCACAAGUUCCUCCCCGUUCCCUCAGAGGAAGAAAAGGAUGAUGGAAUAACAAUGUCGGUGGUGUCCAGUGAAGGUGUGAAGAGCCCCCCCAAUGGAGACCAUGUGGAGGCUCAAGCUGCCCAGAUUGACUGUCCUCCAAUGCCAGGUGGGCCCAGUGAUUUGUUUUACGUCAGAUAGCCUGUUGGAGAGAGU
Molecule: messenger RNA, 977 nt
Organism: Meleagris gallopavo (turkey)
Lineage: Eukaryota; Metazoa; Chordata; Aves; Galliformes; Phasianidae
Cellular component (GO): membrane
Source: RefSeq, a predicted model, not a curated record